AUGGAUUUUCAAUAUGAACAUGUUAGAACAACUGUAGCAGAUUGGAUUCAUCUAUAUGAGACGAUUUCACAUCCAUUAUGCAUGGAAAUGCCAGAAAGCUGGUAUUGUAUACAUGUAUGGUGGACUAUUGAUAUAGCAUUUUCAGAUUUGCCAUAUACCUUUUUAAUAAGUGGCAAAAAGGCAUGUUUGGCUUCCAGCAAAAGGAAGAAUAGGCUAAGAACAUUAAGCAAUUUAAAAAAAUGUAAUGUAAAGCAAUAG
Molecule: messenger RNA, 258 nt
Organism: Entrophospora sp. SA101
Lineage: Eukaryota; Fungi; Glomeromycota; Glomeromycetes; Entrophosporales; Entrophosporaceae
Source: the annotation of a GenBank genome assembly